This is a messenger RNA of Suncus etruscus (white-toothed pygmy shrew), 3351 nucleotides long. It is a transcript of the gene SPOCD1, whose product is annotated as SPOC domain containing 1. Bases 1 to 3351 code for a protein of 1116 amino acids. Gene Ontology annotation, biological process: DNA-templated transcription. NCBI's taxonomy places the organism in Eukaryota, Metazoa, Chordata, Mammalia, Eulipotyphla, Soricidae. Gene Ontology annotation, cellular component: nucleus. The transcript has 14 exons. The record is from RefSeq and is a predicted model, not a curated record.
AUGUCCCAGGAGGCAUCUGCAGAAGAAGGCUUUGGCACAGUGGACACUGUGCUCAGCCCCCCACGCUGCUCUGAUGCUUGCCAGAAUGAGGGAAAAGCCAGCUUUGCGUCAUGGUUGAUCCCUCAUCAGCCAGGGGCCAGCUGGGGGACUGGAGUCUGGACUGACACCAGAAAGGGGGGCCUCGAGGAAGAUGCCCAGCUGGUCACCUGCUCCCAGGCUGCUGCCUGCAGAUCAGAGGCGCAGUCCCACUUGAUGCAAGCCACAGGGUUGAGCCAGAACUUGGAGCCCAGCCCUGAGGCUACCCAGCCAGUAUCUGCUGAGGGGAGGGUUGAAGCCAGGAGGAGGCUCCACAUUUCUCUGACUGAUGUCUUAGCCAGAAAGCAGCCCACUACCUGCUACAGUGUGUGCCAGGAUCUCCCAGAGGAAGCUGGGGUGCUUCCCAAGGCUAACUCCCCCAGGCCUGGAGAGAUGGAGGAAGGUGGAAGGGGUACCGUGGAAUGUAAUGGGACAAGUCCCUCCUUCAGCAAAGAGGGACCCCCCAAAAGUCACCUGCCAUGCUCACCAGGCCUGCUCCCCACCAGGGCACAGAAGAAACUCAAGUGUCAGACUUUUGGAGAGGGCAAAGAGGAAGCUUGUGGCUUCUUGUGGCUCAGUGAGGACACCCCUCAAAGUGCUGACCUGGAAUCCCCAGGGAUCCAAUGUGCUCCUCUCUCUCCCAGGAACCCUGAGUAUGGUCCUGGAGAUCUGGGUGGAAGUUGGCUAGAAUGGACACUGGGAGCUGAUGAUGUAGGGGGAUGUUUCCCCCCUGGAGAUGAUGGGGCCCUUCCACAGAGCCCUUAUGACCUUCCUGGGUCCCCACUAACAGAAGGAAGUGAGCCCCAAGGAGCAGCUGCAGAGAGGCCUCCACAGAACCCUGACCUGUGCCUGGGUGAGUCUGGAAAAACUUCCAUGGGGAAGCAAGAAUCUGAGCACAGGGUUUGGGCUGGUGCUGAUGAAGGCUGUGUCACUUCUCAUGACCCGGAGCAGUUGGAAGAUGAGGCCCAGCCAGUGUGCUGGGGCCAGCCUGGGCAAUGUCUGUCUCCCCACAAUACCUCGGCCAACUGCCCAAAGAUUUCCAUUAGCAAGGCUCCCUCAGGACCAGUCACUGGACAAAGACAAUCUCUCAGUGCUAAGACAUUGAAGAGGAGGCCAGAGGUUUAUGCCCAGGAUGAAGGCACAGAGAGAAGCUCAGACAACUCAUCUACAGUACAGCCAGAGAAACACAGUCCAGAAGUCUGCUUACAACUGGAGGAAAUGAAAAUUUCCUGUGGGGUGAAGAGAGUGUGCUAUGUGGCUGAAGGGCCAGUGAUAAGACUCCUGGGCACCUUGGGCCAGGCCCAGGCAGGGAAGUCGCAGCCUCUGCAGCUGGAGCCUCUGGAGGACAUGAUGGAGAUCAGCUCAGCCAGUCCUGCCCAGAGGCUCAGAAGGAGGGGCCAAUGCAUGGCCCAGUGGACCCCCACAGGACAGAACCAUCACCAGGAAGCUGAAGAGGAGAUGCCUUCUGAACAGGACAAGGAAGAGUAUGCAGGACAGCCCUUCCUGGAUACUGGGGUGCGGGAUACUGUGGUCCAUACCAUGCAGAAGGUGCUUUGGACCCGCCUUCAGGAGCACCCGAGCCUGGCCCCGAGCUGGGAGGCAGUGGAGGGCAUCGCUAAGAGCAUUGAGGCUGCCCUCUUUGCCCUGACACAAGCCACCAAUAGCCACUACAAGAAUAAGUACCGCAGUCUGCUGUUCAACCUGAGGAACCCCAGGAACCCUGAGCUGUUGCUCAAAGUGCUUCAAGGAUCUAUCACCCCCCAUGACCUGGUGCGGAUGAACUCCAUCCAGCUGGCCUCCCAGGACCUGGCCCGCUGGCGGGACCAGGAAGAGAAAAGGGGCCUGGCACUCCUGGAGCAGCAGCAGCAGGAGCCAUACAGCCUCCCAGCCUUCAAAGUGACCCAUAAGGGGGAGGUGGAUAUUCUUCGAGACACAGAACAGUCUCUGAUGCUUGAGUACUUGGUGCCCACCCUGCCAGAGGACCUCACAGAGAAGCACAUGCCCCACUUCCCGGACCCCAACUGCCAAAACACCUGCACUGAUGGGAAAGAGACACAGCAGGGCCCAGACCCCACAAGUAAGCCACAGGAUUCUCCCAUGGUCCCAGGCAGGAUAGAAGACGAUAUCUUCCAGAACACUCUGAGCUCAGUCCCCAUGUGCUCUCUGAAGAUGUCCCCAAAUGGGCAGAAGUCUUCCGUGGAACCUCAGGACAGGCCCCAGAUGCCCAAUGGGCCCACAGAGACACCCUCCAGCCAGCCACCCUGGGAAGGUGCUGUGGACAUGUUCUCCAUCAAGCGAUUCCGGGCCAAAGCCCAGCUGGUGUCAGGACACAGCUGUCGACUUGUCAUGGCCCUGCCAGAGGUGAUCCGUUCAGCAGGUUGCAUCCCUUCCAACACUGUCUGGGACCUUCUGGCCAGCGUCUGCCCAGCCGAGGCUAAGGAUGUGUGUGUGGUCAGGCUGUGCCCACAUAGCUCCCGGGAUGUGCAGAACUGUCGCCUGCUCUACUCCUACCUCAACAACAAGCAACGCCACUGCCUGGGUGCUGUGGAAGACAUGGGGUUAGUCCUGCUGCCUCUGCCCGCCUUCCAACCAUUGCCUGCCAGACUUCGCCCACUCGGAGGCCCAGGCCUGGACAUCACUCACUCCAGUCUGUUGCUGGCUGUGCUGCUCCCCAAAGCAAAGCUUAAGGACCCCAUAAAGCCACGUCCCUUGAAGGGCAAAGCCCGAAAGAUGGUCUCCUUCAACAGGAAAGUGGAGCUGAGAUACUACCAACCAGAAACCAGGAAGCCAGCAGUGGCCUCAAAGGGUCUCUCUGGCUCCUGGCGCUGUUGGGACAGAAGCCUCACCCCCAGGGGACUAUGUUCCUGGCAAAGACCCCCCAGAGGCAGGGGAAGACUAUGGGGAGAGCCUGAGACUGAGAAGCAUCCUGAGAAAGGGCUCUGUCCCCAAGAACAAGGCUGGAGCCAGUCCUGGCACCCCCAUCUGGCGGCACCAACAGAUGCUGGUCAAAACCAUGGCCAGCACUUUCCUGGGGCCUCCUGUCCCCGCCAAGCCCUUCUUCAGUAUCUUGAAUCCCUGGUGACCAUGAGCCAACAGCUCCAAGCCUCACUGAGGUCUUCAGACCAGAAAUCUGUUCCCCCAUCCUUUGCCACAUCAACCCCUCUCACCACAGUGCCUGAAAUCCUUGGCCUCCUUUACCAGACUCCUACAGUGCCUGCCCCACCUGGCUUAACUACUGACUCCUCUUUGGACUCUGCAGAAGGAACUGGACUUUAG